AUGGCACCCAACGCGAAGAACAAGAGACAGCGACGCAAGGCGGCAGCUGCGAAGAAGCGCAAGCAAGUUCAAGUUGAAGAAACAGCGCCCAAGAGGCCUGGGCUUUUGGUCACGAAGGAGCUCGAUUCUGCUAUUGAACAGAGCGAGACCUGGAACGAGAAUAGCUUGCUCCUCGACGCCUCCUGUCCCUUUCAACUGAACGCGACCGAGACCUGCGCGGUGGUGACAUGGAGCGGUCCCGUGCUGGACGUUUGCUAUACCGCCCAUAGCAGAGACCAUGACUUUGACCUUGAAUAUGAUCAAAUUCGAUGUCUGCACGGUUAUACCGAGUUCACGGAGACAGCCAACGCGCAAGACGUGCAGCGCGUCACUCAGUUGUUUGAUAAACCACUGUUCUUCCCUCCCGGCGGCGCUGUCAGCUCCAAUUCGAUUCGCCAGGGUGGUCUCGGUGAUUGUUGGUUCUUGUCGGCGCUGGCGACGGUGUCUACAAUGCCUGGCCUAAUUGAGAAAGUCUGCGUGGCGAGGGACGAGGAAGUCGGAGUGUACGGUUUCAUCUUCUAUGGCGACAAUGGCUGGGACAGUGUCAUCAUCGACGAUAUGCUCUUCACGAAUAUCCCGAAAUACGAGGAGCUUACGCAACAGGCUAAAUUGACCUACCACGAGGACAAGAGCCGGUACAACCAGAUCGCCCGAAGGGGGUUCAAGGGUGGCGCCCACCUCCUCUAUGCCGGCGCUGGCGCGGACGGGGAGACAUGGGUACCUCUCAUCGAAAAGGCUUAUGCGAAGCUUAAUGGUAAUUUUGCCCAUCUCGAAGGAGGGUAUACUUGUGAGGGUGUGGAGGACUUGACUGGUGGUGUAUCCACUGUGUUCCUAAUCAAGGACAUUUUGGAUAUCGACAAGUUCUGGAAGGAGGAGUUGCUAAUGGCCAACAAAGAUCGUGUCUUGGCCUGUAGCUUCCAAAGGUUGCGCGCACCUGAGGAUGAUUGGUGGGGUCAAAGCCCAGAUGUCGAAGGACUGUAUGGCAAUCAUGCCUACUCUAUCAUGAGAGCGGUCGAGACUCGCGGAAAGCGUUUCGUUAUCGUUCGUAAUCCCUGGGGUACGGGCGAAUGGAAGGGAGCGUGGUCGGAUGGAUCGAAGGAGUGGACACCGGAAUGGUUGCAGGUUCUCCCCGAACUCGGACAUACGUUUGGGGAUGAUGGCCAGUUUGUCAUGGAAUACAAGGACUUCCUUGACUCUUUCGCGGACGUUGAAAGAACGUUCCUGUUCGACGAUACUUGGAUUAUGGCUUCUUCGUGGAUGUCAGUUCCAGUUCCCACUGAACCUAGGGCUCCUUCAUAUGGAACACUGUCAUACUCUGUCCAAGUUCCGGAGAAGACCAAAGCCAUCUUUACCCUCUCUCGUAUCAACGAGCGCCCGUUCCGAAGCAUCAAGAAGACGGCAGAUGUCACCAUGGACUUUGCUGUCGUGAAACUGGGAGAGUUGGUACCUCUUCAACGAAUCUCGGAGCACGACCCGUUCCAGUCACGAAGCUUGUCUGUCGAAAUGGAACUGGAGCCGGGAGUUUACAUUGUCUAUGUGCGAUAUGAUAGAGAGAAAUCGUCGGGAGAGAACACUAUGGUUUAUGGCGAUGUCGAUGACGACGAUUCCGAUGAAGGCAAUGACCCAAAUACUCGAACACGAGUCAUCUCUAGGAUCCUGACGAAUAAGAUUCGAGCUCAGAGCAUCGCGGAUAAUCGGGUGACAAAGUUGAAAUCCCAAUUCAUGCCGAAGACCUUGGAGGAUGUUAUCCGAGAGGAUUAUGAAGAUUUCCAUAACAAGUCCGAGAGUGAUUCUGACUCUGAUGAAGAGCCAUCCACACCUGGGGACGAGGACAGCGAGAAGGAACAGUCUCAGGAGGUGAAGGGAAAGGCGGAAGGAACGGACGAGAAGGCUUUCAAUUCCCAGAAUGGCACAUCCAACGGCCACAGUGAAGCUCCUCCGCUAACGGAAGUGGCAACAGUCGCGAAAGAUGCGGGUUCUGGCCUCCAGUGGGACAUCCUCCUGAAGUUGCUCAUGAUCGGCUGUCUCAACCUGCUCGGAAUCCUUGGCCUCACCGUCUUCAACGCGCUCGGUCACACCCCUGAGCAGCAGCAAACCCAACCUGAAGUCGACGAAGCAACCACUGGUGAAUCACAUGGUGAGGAGGUUGCGGUAUACCCGAGUUCCAAUAUGGAACAAGGUGGUGAUGAUGAUAGCGAGGACGAGGAUGGAGCCGACGACUGGCGUCACUUGCUGAGGGACGAUGGGAAGUCGGUCGUUUUGGGACUCAGGGUCUAUACGCAGACGAAGGAGCCUGUGUCGAUUGUUGGGCGGGUCAAGAAGGGGGAAGGGAAGGGUGAAGAGACGGAUUCGAAGUCGGAGUCGGAGGGGACGCUGGUCAAUGGUGAUCAGGUCUUUAUCGUACCUGCGGUAUAA
Messenger RNA from Coprinopsis cinerea okayama7#130, 2454 nucleotides. RefSeq lists its product as hypothetical. The record is from RefSeq and is a predicted model, not a curated record. Lineage: Eukaryota; Fungi; Basidiomycota; Agaricomycetes; Agaricales; Psathyrellaceae. Gene Ontology annotation, cellular component: cytoplasm. The transcript has 11 exons. Gene Ontology annotation, biological process: proteolysis. Gene Ontology annotation, molecular function: calcium-dependent cysteine-type endopeptidase activity. The coding region runs from base 1 to 2454 and encodes 817 amino acids.